Xyrauchen texanus (razorback sucker) is the source of this 3499-nucleotide messenger RNA. RefSeq names its product gephyrin b (gene gphnb). Lineage: Eukaryota; Metazoa; Chordata; Actinopteri; Cypriniformes; Catostomidae. Gene Ontology annotation, biological process: Mo-molybdopterin cofactor biosynthetic process; gamma-aminobutyric acid receptor clustering; postsynaptic neurotransmitter receptor diffusion trapping. The coding region runs from base 34 to 2433 and encodes 799 amino acids. The transcript is spliced from 25 exons. Gene Ontology annotation, molecular function: molybdopterin molybdotransferase activity. The record is from RefSeq and is a predicted model, not a curated record. Gene Ontology annotation, cellular component: postsynaptic membrane; dendrite; postsynaptic specialization.
GGAGUUGUGAGUGCGGCGGCAGCGGUGCUGAAUAUGGCGUCAGACGGGAUGAUUUUAACAAACCACGACCACCAAAUCCGGGUCGGGAUCCUGACAGUAAGUGACAGCUGCUUUCGAAAUCUCGCUGAGGACCGCAGCGGGAUCAACCUCAAAGACCUCGUGCACGACCCGUCCCUGCUUGGAGGAACCAUCUCAGCAUACAAAAUUGUUCCUGAUGAGCUCGAUGAGAUCAAGGAAACGCUGCUUAAUUGGUGUGAUGAGAAAGAGUUGAACCUGAUUUUGACCACCGGUGGAACUGGUUUCGCCCCACGAGAUGUCACUCCAGAGGCCACUAAAGAAGUGAUCGAGCGAGAAGCUCCGGGGAUGUCUCUGGCCAUGCUGAUGGGCUCUCUUAACGUCACUCCUCUGGGCAUGCUCUCCAGACCAGUGUGUGGUAUCCGAGGGAAAACGCUCAUCAUAAACUUGCCGGGCAGUAAAAAAGGUUCACAGGAAUGUUUUCAGUUCAUUCUGCCCGCUCUCCCUCAUGCUGUCGACCUGCUGCGAGAAGCAGUCGUCAAAGUGAAGGAGGUGCCCAACGAGCUGGAGGACUUGCCCUCGCCCCCGCCGCCUCUGUCCCCGCCCCCCGCCAGCAGCCCUCACUGCCAGACCGAGGACAAGGGAGUGCAGUGUGAGGACGAGGAGGAGGAGAAGAAGGACAGCGGUGUGGCCUCCACAGAGGACAGCUCCUCCUCACACAUCACAGCCGCCUCCAUCGCUGCCAAGAUUCCAGACGCCAUCAUCUCGCGCGGUGUUCAGGUCCUUCCUCGUGACACGGCGUCACUGAGCUCAACGCCGUCCGAGUCGCCACGUGCACAGGCUACCUCUCGCCUCUCUACUGCAUCCUGCCCCACCCCUAAGGCGCGGCUUCCCUCCUCCUCAUCCACCCUAAGCAUUGCUGAGGCGUCUCGGCGAGAGUUCAGGGCUCACCUGGAUGAGGUCAUCACACUCAAGUCAAGGUACUCUACCUUGGACCAGCUCCAGUGUAGGUUGGAGGUGCUUAAAGAUGAUCGACGUGGCCAUAGGACCUUCAGUUCUCGAGUUCAGUCGCGAUGCAGCAGCAAGGAGAAUAUUUUAAGAGCAAGUCACAGCGCGGUGGACAUCACCAAAGUGGCUCGCAGACACCGUAUGUCCCCGUUUCCCCUCACCUCUAUGGACAAAGCCUUCAUCACUGUGCUAGAGAUGACUGCUGUCCUGAGUACUGAAAUCAUCAACUACAGAGACGGCAUGGGUCGAGUUCUGGCUCAGGACGUUUAUGCCAAAGAUAACCUGCCUCCGUUUCCUGCCUCUGUUAAAGAUGGUUACGCUGUAAGAGCGGCUGACGGUCCCGGUGACAGAUUUAUUAUCGGUGAAUCUCAAGCUGGUGAACAGCCAACACACACCGUGAUGCCGGGUCAGGUGAUGCGGGUGACAACGGGCGCACCCAUUCCGUGCGGGGCGGAUGCUGUGGUGCAGGUAGAAGACACAGAACUGCUGCGUGAAUCUGAAGAUGGCACAGAAGAGCUUGAGGUGAGAAUUCUGGUUCAAGUGCGUCCCGGUCAAGAUAUCAGGCCCAUCGGUCAUGACAUUAAGCGUGGCGAAUGUGUGCUGGCUAAAGGCACUCAUAUGGGCCCGUCUGAAAUCGGUCUGCUGGCUACAGUCGGCGUCACUGAGGUGGAAGUGCAGAAGUUUCCCGUCGUAGCUGUCAUGUCUACAGGCAAUGAGCUGCUGAACCCAGAAGAUGAUUUACACCCCGGUAAGAUCAGAGAUUCAAACCGUUCAACGCUGUUGGCCACCAUACAGGAGCACGGCUACCCCACCAUCAACCUGGGCAUCGUAGGAGACAACCCCGAUGACCUGUUGAACGCUUUGAAUGAGGGAAUCAAUCGUGCUGAUGUCAUCCUCACCUCAGGGGGCGUGUGCAUGGGGGAAAAGGAUUACCUGAAGCAGGUACUUGAUAUAGACCUGCACGCUCAGAUACACUUUGGACGUGUCUUCAUGAAACCAGGUCUGCCCACAACAUUUGCCACAGUUGAUAUGGACGGGUCUCGAAAACUGAUCUUUGCUCUGCCAGGUAGGGAUGGCAAUCCAGUGUCGGCGGUCGUAACGUGUAACCUCUUCGUCAUUCCUGCCUUGAGGAAGAUGCAGGGAAUCUUAGACCCUCGACCCACCAUCAUCAAAGCCAGGCUGUCAUGUGAUGUGAAGUUAGAUCCGCGGCCUGAGUAUCACCGCUGUAUUUUAACAUGGCACCAUCAGGAACCUCUGCCAUGGGCACAGAGCACAGGGAACCAGGUCAGCAGCCGACUGAUGAGCAUGCGCAGCGCCAACGGACUCCUGAUGCUACCACCCAAAACCGAGCAAUACGUGGAGCUGCACAAGGGCGAAGUCGUCGACGUCAUGGUCAUCGGCCGUCUAUGAUGUCAUCAAAGAGGGACAGAGAAUGAGGGGCGGUUCACGGUGCAUGUUCACAUAUCAUUGACUGUAAUAUGCAACAGCACAGCUAGUUUCUUCUGAUUCGGAUGAACGCUGAAGUAUAGUCAACAUCUUGAUCACAAAACUAGAUAUGUAUGAGAAAAAAAUUUAUUUAAAGAUUCUAUUAUUUCAAACCAAGAAAAAAAUGUAACUUUUAAAUGAUAAAAUCUUAUUAUAAAAAGAGAUAUAUUCUGUAUUAUUAAUAUUAUUACUGCAUUUUUCUUCUCAUUACUAUUAUUAUUAUAUUAAGGCAACUUUGUUCUUUUCAUUGCAAUUUAUUUGUGUGUUCGAUGCUAGAUCUUAUAGCUGUAGCAUUUUAAUAUAAAACAGUAGGUGCCUGCCAGGAAAACGAAGAACAUGAUUUCCCCUCCCUAAAGUAAAAAAAAGACGAUGACACAUGACUGCUUUUGUUUAUGAACGUGGGGAACAAACACAACAACUUGAAACCUGGACUCUAUACGGUGGCCCUUUAUGUCUUAAGUGUCAUGGACGUGACACUUUUACUUUUCCUCUCAUUAGUACGCAUCAUUAUGACAUCACAAAGAGCUUUGCUUGUUGUUUAUCUCGUGAGUCUUGUUUGUGUGCGCAGUGCCAAACGCGUGGGUGCCCAUCGGUCGUGCCCGGGGGAACACGGGCCUGGUCACCUGAUCCCUGAAGCUUCCUUAUAAUCACAUGACCUGGUGUAGCCCUAGCCCCCCCGGGGGGCGGAGUCACAGGCGAACAUUUUAUUUGAAUAUACUUUAAAAAGAUGAGAAAUAAAAAUAACAGCUUAUUUAAGUGCUGACUGCCUUUUUAAUCAACUACACAAACAUGUACAGUAAAUAAAAAUAAGAAUUGAAUUGUACAGAUAAAUAUGACCAGCACUCCUGCAGAAUAUGACCAAGCAAUGAGGAGACAUUGAACAAAUCUGUAUAAUAACAUUUUCUGUAAUGAUAAGAACCUAAUGAGAGAGACUACAAUAAUAAAAUCCUUGAUCAUUAUAUAAAAAUAGCAUUGUGGAAUUUUCUUCUAA